Messenger RNA from Quercus lobata, 3792 nucleotides. RefSeq names its product disease resistance protein RGA2-like. The transcript has 3 exons. The record is from RefSeq and is a predicted model, not a curated record. Gene Ontology annotation, molecular function: ADP binding. Lineage: Eukaryota; Viridiplantae; Streptophyta; Magnoliopsida; Fagales; Fagaceae. Bases 36 to 1706 code for a protein of 556 amino acids.
UUCGUCUGUCUUUAAUCUUUUACUACCUCAAGAACAUGGCUGAAACUGCCUAUGGCGUCACAGUGAAGCUCCUGGGGCUGCUUGGAUCCCUUACUUGCCAAGAGCUCAGCUUGGCAUGGGGCGUUCGAAACGAUCUGACAGAGCUUGAGAGCACAGUCUCAGCCAUCAAAGCUGUACUCUUAGAUGCUGAGGAGAAGCAGGCAAGUGACCAUAGGCUGAACCAUUGGCUAGGGGAGCUCAAAGAUGUUCUUAAUGAUGCCGAGAAUGUGCUGGAUGAAUUUCACUGCCGAGUUUUGCAGAAGGAAGCAAUGAAAAGAUACGGGAGCACUAGCAAAAAGGUGUGUCAUUUCUUUUCUAGUUCUAAUAAUCCACUUGCAUUCCGUUUUGAAAUGGCAAAUAAAAUCAAGGGUGUUAGGGAGAGGGUAGAUGAUAUUGCAGAUAAGAAAGAUAAAUUAAAUCUUGCUGAAGGACUUGAAGAUGGGAAUAUAACAAUGCACCAGAGGGACAUGACUCACUCCUUUGUUCAUCCUUCUAGUGUCAUUGGUAGGGAUGAAGAUAAAGAAAACCUCAUACGUCUUUUGAUGCACCAAGAUGCUGGGAGAAAUGUUAGUGUAAUUCCUAUAGUUGGGAUUGGAGGAUUAGGGAAGACCACACUUGCCAAGUUGGUGUAUAACGAUGAAGUGGUAGUUAGCCAUUUUCAAUUGAGGAUGUGGGUGUGCGUUUCUGAGAAUUUUAAUGUCACUAGGUUGAUAAAAGAAAUCCUUAAAUCUGCAGUUGGUACAAUUGAUGAGAAUUUGAGUGUGGAUCAGUUGCAAAUUCGCUUAAGAAAACUUUUAGAAAAUGAAAAAUUUCUACUUGUCUUGGAUGACAUUUGGAAUGAGGAUCGUAACAAAUGGAUUGAAUUGGAAGAUUUGUUACUAAGCAGUUGCAAUGGAAGUAAAAUCAUAGUGACAACACAGAAUAGUUUUGUUGCUACUAUUAUGGGCACUGCUCCCACAUACAAUUUAGAUGGUCUAAUCCAAGAGAAUUGUUUUUCUUUGUUUGUCAAAUUGGCUUUUAAAGAAGGAGACGAAAAUCAAUAUCCAAACCUCUUGCAAAUUGGAAGAGAAAUCGUAAGAAAAUGUAAAGGGGUUCCAUUGGCAGUGAAAACUUUAGCCGGACUACUUUAUUCAAAAGUUGAUGAAGGUGAGUGGAAAUAUGUGAGAGAUAACGAGAUAUGGAAUUUAGAACAAAAGGAGGGUGACAUCUUACCUGCAUUGAGGCUCAGCUACAACCAAUUACCCUUUCACUUGAAGCGAUGCUUUGCCUAUUGUUCUCUAUUUCCAAAGGAUCAUGUAUUCACUAAUCUUCAAUUGAUUCAAUUUUGGAUGGCUCAUGGAAUUCUUCAAUCACCUGUCAAUGAAAAUCAAGAGUUGGAAGAUGUUGGUGACUUGUAUAUCAAGGAGUUGUUGUCAAGAUCUUUCUUUCAAGAUCUUGAUGUGCAACAAAUCUGCUUCCAUACCUUUAAAAUGCAUGAUCUUGUCCAUGAUCUUGCACUCUCAAUUGCCAAAGGUGAGUGUUCAAUAGUGACCAAGGAUUCCUCUAUUUCUACAGAGGUUUGUCAUUUGUUCUUUUUUGACAAUGACCAAGAAGUUACAACGCAAUUAGAGAAAUUGAGUAAAGUUCGGACUAUUAUUUUUGAAACUAAACAACCAGUCCUUAUUUGAAGCAUGCAUCUUAAGAUUUAAGUAUUUGCGAGUGCUUAAUUUCAAAGAAUCAUCUUUUGAGGUGUUGCCAAGUUCUAUUGGUACUUUGAAACUUUUGAGAUAUCUCAACCUAUCAGGUAAUCGCAUAAUUAAGCGACUUCCUAAUUCCAUUUGCAAACUGCACAGUUUGCAAACUUUACUACUUGCUGAUUGCGAAAAUCUUGAACGGUUGCCCAAAGAUAUGAGGUUCAUGAUCAGCCUUAGGUUUUUGAUGGUUACAACAAAACAUACAUGCAUGUCGGAGAAUGGAGAAGGUUGCUUCAAUUCUCUUAGAUUUUUGGUUAUAGGUGCAUGUGGACGUCUAAAAUGUCUGUUUGGGGGGAUGGAUGGACGCCUCGCCUAUCUUCGAACAUUAAUUGUUGGCAAAUGUCCUAAUUUGACAUUUUUGUCACUCAGUAUCAAAAACCUAACUGCCCUAGAGUUCUUGUGGAUUGGGAAUUGUAAAGAGCUUAUUUUGAUGGAGGGAGAAGACUAUCAAGAUUUGAAGUUGAGCCUCCGAAUAUUGAAGAUUGUCAAUUUACCCAAGUUAGAGGUUUUGCCCCAGUGGCUCCAAGCAUCUGCCAACACUUUACAUUGCCUAGAGAUUGAAUGUUGUGAAAAUUUUACUGCUUUGCCAGAGUGGCUACCACGUCUAAAAUCACUUCAAAAACUUAAAAUUACCAAUUGCCUUAAGUUGUCAUCUCUUCCGGAGGGAAUGCAAGCUCUCACCACACUAAGAGAAUUGAAGAUUGAAGACUGUCCAAAUUUGAGUAGAAAAUGUAGAGAAGAAGAUUGGGCCAAGAUUUCACAUUUACCAAAGAUUUUUAUUGAUGAGGACAAUGGAAGUUCAAUAGACACAGAUGACAACAUCAGCGAUGAUGAGCUGCCCUUCCUCAACAAAGAAAAUUGAAAAAGAGAAGAAGUAACAUUGAAUCCUAUGUAAUUCAUGGAGGAAUUAAAUCUUGUUUCUGGAACAUUUUGUUUCGAACUAAGGCUAGAAAGGAGUUCUACACAAAUCACAACCAAUAGAAUGCAAGUGUUGCUCAAUUCAAAGUCACAUGUACCGUCCGAAAUCGAAAAAACUUCUUCAUUGCAAUUUGGAUUAAGAGAUAUAAGUAAAUAAGUAUUGUAUUAAUUUUGAUUUGCCUUUAAGUGCUGUCAAUAAAUAAAUAUUUCCAUUAUUGUGAUUUUGUAUUGUGAGUUCACCAUUCUAGACACAAGAUUGUUGUUUGGGAGUAUGCCAUAACUGAGUGGACUGGUGGCAGAUGGUUGGUAGGCGACACCUGGUUUAGGUCCAGGAACCAACUUUGACCUCUUGCAAUGGUUUACAAACCAAAUAAUAGAUCCAAAAUAUAGAAAUUGGUUACUGUGAGGCUGUUCAUGUUAAAUGCAGUUGUGGCAAAAGUGAGGUGGUGUUGGUAGGAUUUAAAUGAUAAUCUAAUAUAUGUAAGCUGUAUUUAUUGUAUUCUGGGUCUGAAUCAGUUGAUGUGUAGUAUUUAGUUCUCCGUUUAAUUGGUUGGGUACACCGGAUUGUUUUAUUUUAGUUCUUUGAUUCUGUUUCUAGAUCUGCUAAACUUCAGACAUAUGGUAUUGUGUCUGGGAAUUAUAAAUCAGUUGAUGUGUAGUAUUUGAUUUUGUAUAUAUAUUUCAUCUCUAGGAGCUUAACUCAUUUUGUUUGUUUUAUAAAUUUUAGCGGUUUAAGAGUUUCUUCUAUUGUGAUUUUGUAACCUUGUUUUGACUACCAUGUGGUACUAUGUGAAGGAACUACUUAUUUUAUAAUUCAUAAAAAAUGAUAUUUUGAUAUUUCCAAGUUUGUCUGAUGUAAAGAUAAUGAUAACUCCAUGGCCCCCAAGUUACACCUUAAUUUCUUAACUCCACAAACAUGUUUUAAAUUGUAUUUGUGGGGGAGAGUCGGUUUGCUUUUCAUUCCUAUCCUCCCUAUUAAAGAUGUCUUUCCUUGCUAGGUUGACUUUCAUUGAUAAAUGGUGGUCAAUGCAGGCUUGCACCAUAGCCUAGAGGGAAGAAUCUUUUUCUUUUUCCUCUUUCUUUUCCCUUUGUAUUUUUCUCU